Molecule: messenger RNA, 6348 nt
Organism: Symbiodinium sp. CCMP2592
Lineage: Eukaryota; Dinophyceae; Suessiales; Symbiodiniaceae
Source: the annotation of a GenBank genome assembly
AUGGACCCAUCAACUUGCGAGCGAAUUGCGCAAUCGCUGCAAGUCUUGGCAACGGAUGGGAGCGACACAGUCGACCGGUCUCUUCUCCUCGAAGCCUUGGGUCGACUCGACCCUUGCUGGACGGAUGAAGACCUCCUGAAGAUCCUGCGGGCAGCCGGCAUCGCGGAGGAUGCGCCCAUCAGCUGCGAGGCAUUCACGAGGUGGCUUUUUGAUGAGAGCCGCCAGCCAGCCACCACGAGCUCGUCGGCUUUGAACCUGGCGAAGCAGCGCUUCCCACAGUUGGGGGCGAUCCCGGAAGUGACAAAGAUCACUGAUGAUAUGACUGUCGAGUUCCUGACAGAUGUCGAGGGAAACUGGGAAUACAUGGUCCACUUUGUUUCUUUGAGCCAUAUCCUGUUUUGGGAUGGCGAGGAGCAGGGGGCCUGGGGCCCGGGCCAGCUUUGCAUGCGAGAAGGCGGCUACCUGGUCUUCGGAGGCGAUGCAGUGGACAAGGGCCCAGGCGAUAUUCGGGUCGUGAAGACCCUCCUCUCCCUCAAGCAGCGCUACUGGUCAAGAGUUUUCAUCGUUUUGGGAAACCGAGACAUUUGCAAACUGCGCUUCUACGCUGAGCUGGCGUCCGGUGAGGACGGUGCGAGCUUCGAGGAGAAGGGUGGUGCCUACUGGAUUCCGAAGCCGGCGCCUUUCCCGGAUUACGAUGACUACCUGCGCGAGAAUAGCUUGCAGCGGGGUCAUGUUAGCACAGUUCGUUGGGUGCUGGACUGCAACAUGGGAUGUCAGACAACGACAUUCAAGACCCGAAGGCACGAGCUCGCCCUUCUCGGCAGAUCUGCCACCGAUGAGGCUGUGGUUCAAAGCUACCGAGAUGCGGUGGACCCCAGCGGAGCGGAUCCCUGGAUGCUGGACCUCCUGCACGUGGGGCAGCUCGCCGUGAUUGUCGGCGAUGCCUUGUUCAUCCAUGGAGGACUCUACGACGACGCACUAGGUGCUCCGGACUUCGUUGGUAUUCCCCAGGCCGUGCGCACAUUACCGUCCCAAGUGCAGAACAUGGCAUCCGGCGUGAUCUGGGCCAUGACAACCGAAAACCGUCGAGUUCGUGAGAAAUGGAUCAGCACAGACGGAGCCAACCGGACGAAUGUAGGGGCCAAACUGGAGGACAGCAUGCACUCCUGGGCCGCAGCGCUGAACGCAUGGAAGGACGUGGCCUUUGACCUCCGAAUCUUUGUAGGGGACUGUGAUGUUCCGGAAGCUGCGCGUUUUUUCGGGAACUUGGCGUCUCAGGUUCUUCCCCACGUGUGGGUGAUGGAUGAGGCGGUUCCCCAGUCGUUGCUGGAUCAUGUCGACAAGGCUUUUGCCUCGGAUAUCCGAAGCACCACCACGAAAGAGGAGUAUCAUGGAAGGCCCCUCACAUCGCGCAGCAUCGAGUUCGAGAUGGAUGAAACGGCAAGGCCUUUCUUCGAGAUGGUCGCGGACUGCUGGGGUUUAAGCUUGGAGGAGCCCUUCAAGAAGUUCAUGGUCUCGGAUAUUUGUGGUGCUGGACAGUCUGCCCACGUGGAUCACAUAAACCUUGAUGACCUGGAUGGCCCAAACUGGAAUUUCCUGGAUUUGAGUCUCCAAAGCUCCGAGCCCCGGAACCCCCGGAAGGUGGUGCCGACCGUGACCGUCGUGGUCUACUUCAACUCUGUGGGAGGAAUUUGCUUUCCCAAUGCCCCAGAGGAGGUGAGUACCAUUGCGGCCAAGCGUGGUCGGGUGGUGAUGUUCGAGAACUACCUAGAGGACAGCCAAAGGCCGUCCCACAAUCCCGCGGCCUCGCACUACGGCCUCUACUUCGAGGACCAGCCGAAGCGGAUUCUUGUCAUGGGCAUCCUCGCGAAUCAGACGCCUCAGUUCUCUCACGGGUCAGAGCCUCGCACCCUGACGAGGAGCUUGCUCUACUGUGCUGGCACAGAAGCUGACCCUCUCCGCCACGAGAAUCCUUCCUACGAUGGCUACUACUCCCCACAAGAGCUCCGGGAGAGGGCCCCGGACCGAAACGCAGAGAUCGCCCGCGGAUGGGCGGCCGCCAGGCCGGUGGAGAAGGACCCGAAGGAGCCCAAGGUGGAGGAAGCGGAGCUGCCCGACGAUGACCAGCAGUUGCUGCAGACGUUGCCCAAGGUUUUGCUCCACAGGAGGAGCGGCAGCGCCUGGAAAUUGAUGUGCGGCACCACGCGAUGCUUCUGUACUGUGGUGGCCGAGUUCAGCAUGCGAUUCUACGUGUCCGCCCUUCGCUUUUGCUUCGGCCGCGACGCUGAGGAGGAGGUUUGCACCUGCUUCUGGUCGGAGCAUCCAGAGGCGAUAAGCGCGACGUUCGUGAAGAGCUUGGCCAGAUUGACGGCCACUGCCAUCAAGCCUGGAACGACUUUGCAUGACCCGGACUACCUCGCCAAAUUGUGCGUGUGGCUUCUCAGUGAGGUGCCCCUGCCACCCCCGACCUGCUCACUACAUCUCUGUGCGCGUCACGGGGCCUCGGCCUUGGCGGUUGGCGCCAUGCCGCCGCCUCACGGCUGGGUCUUGAAGGUGGUGCUGCGCUCCUCCUCCGCUUUCACUCUCGCGGCCUGCGGCGAGGCGAUCACCUCCCUGCUGCUCUUCCCCUUCCGCUGGCAGCACUCGUACGUGCCGGUGUCGCCCGUGAAGAGGGAGCACCUGCAGCAGAAGCUCGCGCAUGACGAUGGUAGGCUGUUGCUGAGCAGAGCAGACUCGCAAUCCGACCUUUCCUCGUGUACUUUCUCAGUGUUCGACCUGGAUGUUGGGGAAGUGGAGAUGGAGUCGGCUGCUGGGUUGCCAGAGCUACCCAGCAGCAUACAGGCGAGGCUCCGGGCAGGGGUCAGUCGUUUGGUGGCGAACAGCGGCAUCGAGGACGUGGGGGCUGCAUCUCAGACUCGCCUCGGCGAGGGAGAUCCGACAUUCGACCGCGAGGUGCAGAAAGUUUUCUUCCAUUGCAUCGCGCCGCUCGUGACUGAUCUGCGACAGUUCUACACGCAGCCGGAGGACGGCGUGGUUGCCGGGUGCUUCGACGUGCAUGCCUAUGUCCACAGCCGAGAACCGGAGGCACAGGUCUUUGCACGGGCGCUGUCUCAGACCGUGGCAUUUCGGGAGCUUCUUCAGGAGACUAUGAGCUUGGCUACCGGGGAUUCUGUGCUGGAGAAGGCCUUAGUCCAGGAACAACUUCAGCCAUCGCUGCCUGUCGAAGGCAAUCCUGCCGCAGCGCUGGGAAGGGCGGCCACCGACCAUGCAACAGAUUCUUUCCAGUCUGUGCCGCGCUCCAGCUUUGCCAGUUGCCCUCCCGAUCUGCCAGAGGACGCGUCGAGUCUGACAGGUCAAGCAUCGCUUUAUCUUGGCCAAGGAGGGCGCGAUGGUGCUCCGCCGCUUGAGUUGCAGCUGUCUUUCGCGCCAGAAGGUCCUGAGGCGUCGAAUGGCGUGGCAGUCGCAAGCUCGAGGACGCAUGUGGCCACCUGGCAGAGGCCUGGCCUCGCCAGGGACAAGGGCGAAUCUCAAGGCCAGUCUGCAGCAGCACCUUGCUCGUCGUUUGUGGACACCUUCGUCGCGGCAGUCAAGUCGCAAGCGCAGUUGGUCAGCCAGUCGGGACAAGGCCGUAGCUGCUCCUGGGCCCCGAAACUGCUGUCAGCUUUCGCCACAUCGGAGGCUUCAGCGAGGUUGCCCAAGCAUCAGAGAGAGAUGCUUGAGCACUUUCUGGAGGGGUGCGCCGCUGGUGCAGGUGGUCGCUCCGUCUGCUGUACUUCGGCAGUGCGAUCCGCGUCUGCAGCCGGCCCUGUGAAGCAGCCUGUGUCCAUGUGCAAUGUUCUCCCUUCGUGCUUUGCACGUGGAAGGGAGAUGGAAACUGUGACGCAGCGUAUCGGAGAAGUGGAAUCGGACAGGGAGCUGUUGGCUGAGUUCGAGGAGGUGGAGGCGGUUGAGAUGCCCGUCCUCAACAUGCUCAAUCGCUGUUUGAAGACGCCUCGGCACCCGUGCCUGGUGGCCGUGGACCUGCUUCGGCGCGCAUUCAUGUGCUUGCAAGCUGUGCAGUCGGAAGACAUGCAAAGGGAGGCGGUACGACAUGCCGGCACAGAUGGGGGGGCGAAGCGGGUGCGCUUCUCUCGCACUGCACCGAGCAUCAGCGUCGCACCUUCAGAGGAGGGCUUCCAAGAGCAUCUGUCUCCUUUGAGAGGAGGGCGGAGACCACGUCGCAGCGCUACGUUGGCCUCCUUGUCGGUGAGCCCUUCCUUGUCCGUGUCGGUGAGCCCUUCGCGAAGCUUCGGCACUCGUUCUCCUCUUGCUAUUUCGCCCGAGAGGACCUCGGAGAGAUCACGGAAACAGGGCCGCAGCAGCGAUCCCAAUGUCUUGAGCUCUACAAGCCACCUAAGUCCCACUCGUCCGCGAGUCGAGGCAGGCGAGUCGGAGCUAUCCCCUUUGGUAGCGGAGCUGCGAAGACGUUUCGGUGAGCUCCAAGCAUGUCAUCCUGCAGAGUUGACGCACGAAGAGAAGUUGGCCUUUUGGCUGAAUGUGCUCAAUGCCUCGACUUUGGCAUGGCUGUGCGUGGUGGGCGCACGCAACCUCCACAGCAACCUCUUCCCGAUGCAUGCUAUCGAAGCCGUAUUUAUGAGUGCAGGAGUCGGAAGGCAAGUCAGAGCUCUGGUCUUGUUUCUUUUGCAAAGUGGGUGUGGAGCAGCUUUCUGCAGCGGAGCAUGGUCAAUGUUGGUGGACAAGAGUUUGCUGGGUGCGGGAGGCUUCCGGCCGAACAAGAUUCCGACCAAGGAGGAGGUGCUUGAUGCUGGUGCGAAAAUAUUCGGCACCACCUCCCCGGUAGAAGGUGUGGACGUCUUUAUCAGCCAUCGUUGGGGCUCGCCUCGGUGGAUGAAGUACCUGGCUUUGUGCCUCCACAUGAAUGUUUCUUUGGCUGUGAUGUGCUCAGCCUGCACGUGGGCCUUGGCUUCCGCCGCUGUGGCGACAAUCGAGUUUUCAAGCGCUGCCAAAGUGAGUGCGCUGACUCACCACCUUCUGUUUCUUGGGUGCCUUGUUUACCUCCCGAUGUUGGUGUUUUUUGUUGGCCUAUUCUUCGGGCACCAUGCCAUGGGCCGACUUUGCCCAGAAUCUCUGUGGGUGGACCGUGCUUGCAUCCAUCAAACGGACCACACCCUGAAGCAGCAGCAGAUCGAAGCAUUACCAAUCUUCGUUUCCCGGUCCGCUUCCAUGCUCGUGCUCUGGGACGAGGAGUAUUUUCAGCGUCUUUGGUGCCAGCUAGAGCUCGGGACCUUUGCGAAGUACGGUGGUGCGAAGAAGGUGCAGUUUCUGCCUCUUUGGCGAGCUCCAUGGUUCCUGUCGGCGCUGAUGCUGGGCCUGCUUGGAGCGACGGGCAUGUACAUCUUUUAUGUCACCGACAUGCAAUGGGCCCCUUCGGGCGGACUAACCCUUAACCGGACACUUGCCGACUGCAUGGCUUCAAGUUUGUGGAGCCUCAUUGCAGCACCACCCCUGAUCAUCGCCUUUCGCACGAAAUUGUGGUGCCAUGCUGUGAUGCUGGAGCAAAUGGCAGCCUUUGACUACCGGGCCGCGCAGUGCACGUUGCAGUCGGACCGUCUUUUGGUGGAGCAACAAAUCCAGGAAGUCUUUCGUCCCCACAGGCUGCAUGCGCAGGAUGCGGAUGAGAGCUCUAUGGGAUGGACGGAAUCUCCGGUCUGCGAUACUCAGGCAGCAACAUCCUUGCAGUCUUUCAACGAGUAUGUCAAGGGCCCUUUGCGAGAUGCCGUGCUUCAAAGCAUCGGAGAUGAGCUCUACGUGCCUUACAGGCUUUGCUUGAUAACUGGUAUGCCUAUAGCUUUCCUCUCCUCAUCGGAUUUUCUGUCGUGCAGUGAUGAAACCUGCCUCCGGAAGUAUGGUUACUCCGGACCGGGCGCGUUUUUGCUGUCAGAAGUGAUUGGAUGGACGGUGGUGGUGUUUUUGGUGCUUCCCAUCUUCUACCCCUGCUGUCUGCGAAUGCUGAAGUGCGCGCUUUCCAUACACUCUCGAUGCUUGCGGCUCAUCUUCGUGGUCUUAAGCGUCUUUUUGGCGUUUGUUUAUACGUACCUCCAGUUCGAUCUUGAUUUCGACCUCUUGCUACUAAUUGCGAAUGCAGAGCAAGGCUCGGAAAUGGCUGGCUGGAUUUCCUUGUUCUGCCUGCUCCUGGUCGCCCUGACGCUGCAACUGAAAUGGCUCUUCAAUGUGGAAGGGCCGCGGCUUUGGUGCUGCCCUUCGCGAGUUUGCGGGCACGUGGAGGAGCGGUCCUAUCGGCAGCUAUAUCCAGACAUCUUCGAAAAUGACGAAGCCGUCAUAAUUUAG